AUGACAGCCAGAAGCCUCAACCUUCCAGUAGCUGUACUCCAGGAUCGCUAUCUCAGAACUGAAAAUCCAAACUAUAGAGGAUAUUCAGAUGCUAAAGAUUACAACUUGGCGCUUUCAAAGUUACCUGGCUGGGAGCAAAGAUUGAAUUCCCUAUUAUUGGAAAAUCGAUAUGCAGAAGCAAUAUUGUUCAUUAAUACUGACCCCUUGAUGGUCAGCAUAGGUUUCUACAAAAAAAUUAAGCUUUUAAUGAGAAUACAUAUCCUAAAUACACAUUACAAGGCUCUUUUAGACUUCGAACCCAGACUCAACGUUCAAGCAAUUACAUCUGAUUCUAGUGAAUUUUCGGACUUUAUCGAGUGUAAAUUACUAUUGAUAUUAAAUUGGUAUCUUAGAGGUGAAUUUCAUCAGUGCUUGCAAAGGUUCAUACAACUAUUGAUAGAUAUACCUAAUUUGGUGGAUAUAAUGGAAAAUUUACCAACAAAUGAUGUGUUUGUGACUACAGAAACUAUUUUGUAUAUUGUGACAAUGUGUGCGUUAAUUACUAUCCCCUUAGACAAUUUGGACACGUUCAUUCAUCUAGCGGAACUCGAGCAGUUCAAUGAAAAAUUCAACACUCUCAUGGUAAAGGCGCGUUUAAUUAUUGGUAGUAAAUUCAGACGUUUUUUCAAAUGGUGGCACAACGAUAUGAAUGACAUAUGUUCCAAUAACUAUUUCUUGAGUAAAAAAUGGGAACUUGUUUCUAGUACCAUGCGCCAAAAGAUUUAUGCUUUCUAUUUGAGAAUAUCAAAUAAAUUGAAGAUAAGCUACCUUUCAGAAAAGCUUGAAAUACCUUUAGACGUGGUAAACCAAGAGGUUAAUCAGUUAAUCAGAGAAGCUUGCUUGAAUUUUAGAGUUCAGGACGGGUUCGUGUACUUUUUGCCAUACGAUGCAAGGGAUGCUCUGGUGCAUAAUAUAAUAAAGGAAGAUAUUCUAUUGAAUAAGAAACUUACGCGCUUACGACAUCAAAACAGCAAUCUCAAACUGGUGAUUGCAGAAAAUCUUUCAGUGAGAAGAAAUCGACAGCAACAUAAAACGAAAUGCCCUAAUGAGAAGCCUAUGGACCAAGAAGAGAUAUUUGCUAACAGCGAUAGCGAAAUGUCUAAUGAUAACACGGAUAGUUUCGGCUAG
Molecule: messenger RNA, 1167 nt
Organism: Kluyveromyces marxianus DMKU3-1042
Lineage: Eukaryota; Fungi; Ascomycota; Saccharomycetes; Saccharomycetales; Saccharomycetaceae
Gene: PCI8
Product: Pci8p
Exons: 1
Coding region: 1-1167 (388 amino acids)
Cellular component (GO): COP9 signalosome
Source: RefSeq, a predicted model, not a curated record